Molecule: messenger RNA, 1557 nt
Organism: Cylas formicarius (sweet potato weevil)
Lineage: Eukaryota; Metazoa; Arthropoda; Insecta; Coleoptera; Brentidae
Product: ribosomal RNA-processing protein 7 homolog A
Exons: 2
Coding region: 556-1293 (245 amino acids)
Biological process (GO): rRNA processing; ribosomal small subunit assembly
Cellular component (GO): UTP-C complex; CURI complex
Molecular function (GO): nucleic acid binding
Source: RefSeq, a predicted model, not a curated record
CACCGCUACAGUGACGUCAUUCGAGGAGUUAUAUUUGUAAAGGAGAAGAAUUGAAAAUAAACCUAAAUGAAUCUGUUUUGAAUAGUCAAUAUUUUCAUGAAAUUCUUAAAAAAAACAAUAAUUAUAAAACAAUUUUUCACAUAUCCAAUCAUAAAGUCAUUUUCAUAAAUUAGCUGCAUUACGUAGGCAAAGCCAAAUCAUAGAUUCAUAUUUUAUAUUUAUGUACAUAUUGGAAGAACAUUAGUACACAGCUUGUAAAAUAAAAGUAAAAUCCUCCAGUGAUAUUAACUUAUAAUUCCAAGACUUACCAAACAUAUAUGUCGAUUUGCCCUGAAGUAAUCUAAUGUUUCCAAAGAAGAAGAUAUUUUUGAGGUUACAUGUUGCCCAACAAUUUUUGUGAAACGCAUCAUUGAAUUGAGGUUACAUGUAGUAGGUAUUGAUACUAAAAAUGUUUUUUUUUCUCAACUUCGUAACCUCGUAAAUAAAUAUUUUUAUAAAUAUUUAAGAAAAAAAAUCUUCGAUUUUAGAUUAUUUAAUUAUGCAACUUUUUAUAAAAUGUGCGCUAAAAGAACACAUGGUUUUAAAGUUAUUCAGUUGAGACUCACAGAAGACUGCCACAGUUCUCAUGAAUUAUUCGUAAAAGAACAUUUAGUACAAAAACAUGAUGAAGACAAGCCCAGUGGGAGAACAUUAUUUAUAGUCAAUGUUCCUCCAUAUAUCGAUGAAGAUCGCAUGAGAAAGCUAUUUCAAUUUGCUGGUGCAGUUAAAUCGGUUUGCUUCCAAAACUUUCCAGAUGAAUCUGACUUCGAAGUUGGUGGUUUUAAAAUGUGUUUUGUUGUAUUUAUUAACAGGGAAGCCCUUUUAAAUGCUUUGACAGUAAAUAUCCUAGGAUUUAAUAAGGCAAACUUGAAAACAGGAAUAGAUGAAUGGAUACAAAAUUACAAUAGUUCAAUUUGCAAUGCAGAUGGUCUGUCUCGUGAGAUUACUGAGUACAUGAGGCAUUAUGAUAAGAUCGAAAAUAAAAAGAAGAAUAAAAAGGAUACUGAUGAGGAUGGAUGGACUGUUGUGGCAAAGAAGGGCCGUACUCCUGGUUUAUCCAGGAAAGAAAGUGUAGUUGUCAAACUUAAAGAAAAAAAAGAGAAGAAGUUAAAACAGAAAGAACUUAAGAAUUUUUACACUUUCCAGAUAAGAGAAAACAAAAUGAAGAGCCUGGCUCAAUUACGUCAAAACUAUGAGGAAGCAAAAGCAAAAGUUAAUUUGAUGAAAUCUGCUAGAGUUUUUAAGCCUUAUUAAUCAGUUCUUUGGGACAAAUAAAUUUUUAUUUUUUGGGAGUUUGUUGGUUUUAAUUAUUGAAAAAUAUAUUAUCAUCGUAUCAUGGCAUGAUUGUUUUAAAUUAUUUUUGUCUCGCUUAAAUUUAGUAAAUUUAAAGGUUGUUUAAAAAAAGAACAAGACCCAUAAGAAGCAGAGUUAAUUAAUUAUAGGAAAGUUGGCCAAUAGAAGUUAAAGAAGAAAAUAAUCGAUGGAUCUGAGGUUAUGUUUUUAACUUUUUUGAUAUUU